Messenger RNA from Contarinia nasturtii (swede midge), 1907 nucleotides. RefSeq lists its product as uncharacterized. Gene Ontology annotation, cellular component: extracellular region. The record is from RefSeq and is a predicted model, not a curated record. Gene Ontology annotation, biological process: carbohydrate metabolic process. The transcript has 5 exons. Gene Ontology annotation, molecular function: protein binding; hydrolase activity, acting on carbon-nitrogen (but not peptide) bonds; chitin binding. Lineage: Eukaryota; Metazoa; Arthropoda; Insecta; Diptera; Cecidomyiidae. The coding region runs from base 246 to 1832 and encodes 528 amino acids.
UUGAAGUGUUUGCUACGUGAUACGCGCAACAUAAUUUUCCACGACUCUCGUUACAAAAUGAUGGACGUUUAUUCAGUGUUUUAACAGAAAUUUUUUUAUGAAGCGCAGCAAAAAAAGUGAAUGAAAGACAAUCGAACCAUUGAAAAUAAAUUAUUAGAAUAAGAAAAUAAAAACAAUCUGAAACGUGUACAAAAAGCGAAUGUGUUUUGUGUAAAUCAAACGGAAGUUCCGGAAUAAAAACCGAAAUGAAUCGCAAAAAGUUUUUGUUCAUUAUCUCCGCGGUUUGCAUCAUCGCAUUUUCAUUGCCGCUGCGUGCUGCUGGCGGUAAUUUGGUUAAACGCAGUCUCAAGGAUACCAUUAAAUGUUACGAAGACUCGAAAUUCUAUCGAAAUCCCGAACGCGAAAAGCAUAAGAUAUGGACAAAUUCCGAAUGUUCGAAAUACUAUUUGUGUUUGGAUGGUGAAGUGUUUGAAUUUAAAUGUUCUGUUGGACUUUUGUUCGAUGUCAUGCGUCAAAUUUGUGAUUUUAAGCAAAACGUUGAUAAUUGCGAUGUCACAGCAGAGGCAAAAAUACCAAAGCCGCUAUUAGAAGAAGGCAAUUGUGAAAGCAAUCAACUUGCAUGCGCCGAUUCAACAUGUUUGCCGAAUGAGUACUUUUGUGAUGGUUCAGUUGAUUGCAGCGAUGGCAGCGAUGAAGGUUGGUGUGAUUCAGAUAAUGAUCCAAACGCCGCCGAAUCAUGUGAUUUAUCACAAUGCCAACUUCCAGAAUGCUUUUGUUCAAAAGAUGGAACGUUAAUACCGGGCCGCUUAGAACCAAAUCAAGUCCCACAAAUGAUCGUGUUGACAUUCGAUGAUGCCAUCAACUUUGAAAAUUGGGAACUAUUUACCACAAAAUUAUUCACACCAAAUCGCAAAAACCCCAAUGGCUGUUCAAUUAAAGGCACUUUUUAUGUAUCACAUCAAUUUACCAACUAUCAAAUGGUACAAAAAAUGUGGAACGACGGACACGAAAUUGCCGUACACUCGAUCACACAUCGUGGACCCGAAGAGUGGUGGUCACGUAAUGCAACAAUUGAAGAUUGGUUCGAUGAAAUGGUGGGUCAAGCGAAUAUCAUAAAUAAAUUUGCCAACGUACGAAUGGAAGAUUUAAGAGGAAUGCGUGUACCAUUUUUGCGUGUCGGUUGGAAUCGUCAAUUUUUGAUGAUGAAAGAAUUUGGUUUCGUAUACGAUUCAUCGAUGGUGGCACCAUUUUCGAAUCCACCAUUGUGGCCAUAUACAUUGGACUAUAAAAUGCCGCAUGCAUGUACUGGCAAUAAUCAACAUUGUCCAUCGCGUAGCUAUCCAGGCGUUUGGGAAAUGGUGAUGAAUCAAUUUCAAGCUGGCGAUUAUUAUUGUGGCAUGGUUGACAGUUGUCCGCCUCAUUUGAAUGGUGAAGAUGUUUACCGAAUGCUUUCGCAUAAUUUUAAGCGUCACUAUGCGUCAAAUCGAGCACCGUUCGGACUUUACUUCCACGCAACAUGGUUCAAAAAACCGGAAUAUAUCGAUGCAUUUAUGCGAUUUAUGGACGACAUUGCCAAAAUGUCGGAUGUUUAUUUUGUUACAAAUUAUCAAGCGAUUCAAUGGAUGCGCCAUCCCACGCCAAUUAAUUCACUUAAUCAAUUCGAACCGUGGAAUUGUAAGGGAAAAUCAUUUGAACCGGCUGAAAUAGCAUGUAACUUACCACAUACAUGCAAACUACGAAGCCGAGUACUUCAACAAGAUCGAUAUUUCUACACAUGCAAUGAGUGUCCGGCACAAUAUCCAUGGAUUCGCAAUGAAUUUGGCUUAGAUUAGGUUAUCAUUUCAAACUUCAUUAAAAACAGAUACAAAAUGAUUUAAGUUUAGAAUUAAAGUAACGCAAAAAAGAAA